GAUUAGAGACACAGUCAGCACUGACACAGGAUUAGAGACACAGUCAGCACUGACACAGGAUUAGAGACACAGUCAGCACUGACACAGGACUAGAGUCACAGUCAGCACUGACACAGGAUAAGAGUCACAGUCAGCACGGACACAGGACUAGAGUCACAGUCAGCACUGACCCAGGAUUAGAGACACAGUCAGCACUGACCCAGGAUUAGAGUCACAGUCAGCACUGACACAGGAUUAGAGACACAGUCAGCACUGACACAGGAUUAGAGACACAGUCAUUUCUGUCAGUGCUGUUGCGUGGCUUAAGAACUUAAACCCAGCCAAUAUUGACAGUGAUUAAACUCAGAAAAACAAGAGAACAAGGGCGCCCUGCCCUUAAUAUCCCCUUCCUGGGGUAUUUACAGAAGCUUCUGAUGACCUAGUGGCUUUACAGUGGCAGGUGGACUAUAUGUAUAGUACACUCAAUGUAAGGGUUUGUACAAUCAGUUUAUUUUUCUGUGUCUUCCAAAACAACAGGGUUGUGUAGAUACACCAACAAUUUCUCUUUCAUUUUUGGGCUUUGCAUCAACAUCAACAACAAACAUGCAGUCAGGCCAGUUUCAGGGUUCGACAUUCCUGGUAUUGUGACACACCUGAAAGUGGGCGUGGUCCGAUCUGCAUGCUGAUCUCCUGGAAUGACGCUGUACAGCAGGUCGUUACUGCUUUCUGAGAAAGUGCAGUCAGAUCUGAUCACCACACAGCAGGAGAGGACCAGCGAUGGGGACACUACGGUCCUGUGGAAAUCUUUAAACCCAAAACUGGAAUAAACCCACCCAAAAGAGGGAGAGAGAGAGUGAGAGAGAAAGAUAAAGAGAGGAGAAGAAAUGGAUAAAGGUGAGUCAUCUGGGCACCUUGGGGAGACACAGCAUGUCUCAGAGCUGAGGAUUGUGCUGCUGGGAGCAAAGGAGGGAGGAAAGAGUUCAGCAGGAAACGCCAUCCUGGGCAAACAGGAGUUUACACCUGGAGUAAAAACCACAGUGUGUAAGAAAGGGCAGGGGGAUGUACGUCAGAGGCAGGUCACUGUGGUGGACACGCCUGGUUGGGUAUGUUAUUUUCCUGUUGAAGAUUCUCCAGAACUGCUGAAAGACCAGAUUGUGUGCACUGUGUCUCUGUGCCCCCCUGGGCCCCAUGCUGUCCUGCUGGUCAUUAAUUUGAACUUAUCUUUCCAAGAGAAACACAGGAGAGCAGUGCAGGAACACCUGGAGCUUCUCAGCGACUCAGUGUGGAGACACACGAUAUUGCUGUUCACCUUUGAGGACACUUUGAGGGAAAUGACUAUCAAGCAGCACAUAGAGAGAGAAGGUCAGGCCCUCCAGUGGGUCAUAGAGAAAUGUGGGAACAGGUACCAUGUUCUCAGCAGUAAGAACAGCAGUGAGGUCUCUCAGGUCUCAGAGCUGCUGGAGAUGAUAGAGAAGAUGGUGGUGGGUAAUGGUGGCUGUCAUUUUCACAUGGAGAGGAAAGUUCUACAGGACAUGGAGGAGAAGAGUAGGAUUACAGAAGAACGAGCCAAUCAGAGAGUGAGGAAGGUGAGGGAACACAGAGAGACCCUCAGAGACCCUCUUAAAGGGGAAACAAGCCAUCCUUCAAGGUUGAGGGUGGUGCUACUGGGGUGGGUGGUUGGGGGAAAGAGCUCAGCUGGGAAUACCAUCCUGGGUAGACAGGAGUUUGGAUUUUGGAGAAGAACUGAGCAGUGUGAGAAGAAGCAAGGUGAAGUCGUUGGGAGGCAGGUCACUGUGGUCGACACACCUGGCUGGUGGAAGUUUAUCCCGGCUCAUCUCACACCCGAUUGGAUAAAAGAGGAAGUGGUGAAGAGUUUGGCGCUGUGUCACCCUGGACCCCAUGCGAUCCUACUGGUCAUUCCUGCAGACACAGCAUUUAAAGAAGAGCAAAGGAAAAUAAUUAGAGACAACAUGAAGCACCUCGGAGAGGGAAUUUGGAGACACACUCUAGUGCUGUUCACCUGGGGAGAAUGCCUAGGAAACAUCUCCAUCGAGCAGCACAUAGAGAGAGAAGGACACGCCCUCCAGUGGCUCAUUGAGAAAUGUGGGAACAGAUACCAUGUUCUCUGCAAUAUGAAAAAGGAGGAUCGCACCCAAGUCACAGAGCUGCUGGAGAAGAUUGAGGAGAUGGUAGCAGGUAAAAGUGUCUUUAAUCUCCUGACUGAGACACAAGGUGAGGUGGUAGAGAAGAUAGAGGAGAUGGACAGAGAGACCAAGGGGGCUGAUCUCAGCACAGAGAAGCAGAAAGAUCCAGAGCUGAUGCAAAUUAUUGAUGAACUCUGGAUCAGGAGGGAAGAGCAUCAGUUGGAGAAACUGGGUUUGGAUCGUGAAGGAAAAAGCAAAGUUCUGCCUCCUGCUGAAUUGCAAGAAGUGUUUGAAAAGGAAUGGAGCAGAAUCGAAACAGGCCUAAAGCUGAAGAUGAUUCAGGAACGUAUCACCCAAACAAGCAGGGGAGGCAGUAUGGAAACCCCUCUCAAUGUGGGAAACACACUCUGUGAAUCAGGGAGUUCGGUAGAAGCGGCUGACUCCACAGAGGAAGAGGGGAAUGCUCUUAAGGAAGCAGCCAGCAAAAGACAGACCCAGCAGUGGAUAGAGAGAGAGGAUGCUGUUUUUGAAAAGGAGUGGGACAGGAGAGAAUGGGAGAUGUACCUGCACUUCAAAAGGAUGAUUCAGGACUGGGCCACCUUGCCUGUGAGGGGAGCAGCAAGUAAUUCAUUAAAACGUCCCUACAUGAGGGAAGACACGUCCUCUGAACCAGAGACCUCUCGUCUUGCAAAGACAUGUAUGAAGGUGUGUGACUGGAUGAGUGAAAAGCAUUCUGGGAAUUCUGCUGCUGCAUCUGGAUAUGAAACAAAUUCUGAAAUGAGCAACACAGAGACCUCUGACAUCACAGGAAGAGACGAGGAACUGGGACACUGUGGGGCUGCUGAUAGGGAGACACAGCAUGUCUCAGAGCUGAGGAUUGUGCUGCUGGGAGCAAAGGAGGGAGGAAAGAGUUCAGCAGGAAACGCCAUCCUGGGCAAACAGGAGUUCACACCUGGAGUACAAACUGCAGUGUGUAAGAAAGGGCAGGGGGAUAGGAGGCAGAUCACUGUGGUGGACACACCUGGCUGGUUCCGUUAUUUUCCUGUUGAAGAUUCUCCAGAACUGCUGAAAGACCAGAUUGUGUGCAGUGUGUCUCUGUGCCCCCCUGGGCCCCAUGCUGUCCUGCUGGUCAUUAAUUUGAGCUCAUCUUUCCAAGAGAAACACAGGAGAGCAGUGCAGGAACACCUGGAGCUUCUCAGUGACUCAGUGUGGAGACACACGAUACUGCUGUUCACCUUUGGGGACACUUUGAGGGAAAUGACCAUGGAGCAGUACAUAGAAAGAGAAGGUCAGGCCCUCCAGUGGGUCAUAGAAAAAUGUGGGAACAGGUACCAUGUUCUCAGCAGUAAGAACAGCAGUGAGGUCUCUCAAGUCUCAGAGCUGCUGGAGAUGAUAGAGAAGAUGGUGGUGGGUAAUGGUAGCUGCCAUUUCCACAUGGAGAGGAAAGUUCUACAGGUCAUGGAGGAGAAGAGGAGGAUUACAGAAGAACGAGCCAAUCAGAGAGUGAGGAAGGUGAGGGAACACAAAGAGACCCUCAGACACCUUCUUAAAGGGGGAACAAACCGUCCAUUCGAGAUGAAGGUGGUGCUACUGGGGUGGGUGGUUGGGGGCAAGAGCUCAGCUGGAAAUAUCAUCCUGGGCAGGGAGGAGUUUGGAGUUUGGAGAAGAACUGCGCAGUGUGAGAAGAAGCAAGGUGAAGUCGCUGGGAGGCAGGUCACUGUGGUCGACACACCUGGCUGGUGGAAGUUUAUCCCAGCUCAUCUCACACCCGAUUGGAUAAAAGAGGAAGUGGUGAAGAGUUUGACGCUGUGCCACCCUGGACCCCAUGCGAUCCUAUUGGUCAUUCCUGCAGACACAACAUUUAAAGAAGAGCAAAGAAAAAUAAUUAGAGACAACAUGAAGCACCUUGGAGAGAGAGUGUGGGGACACACUCUAGUGCUGUUCACCUGGGGAGAAUGCCUAGGAAACAUCUCCAUCGAGCAGCACAUAGAGAGAGAAGGACACGCCCUCCAGUGGCUCAUUGAGAAAUGUGGGAACAGGUACCAUGUUCUCUGCAAUAUGAAAAAGGAGGAUCGCACCCAAGUCACAGAGCUGCUGGAGAAGAUUGAGGAGAUGGUAGCAGGUAAAAGUGUCUUUCAUCUCCUGACUGAGACACAAGGUGAGGUGGUGGAGGAGAUAGAGGAGAUGGACAGAGAGACCUGGGGGGCUGAUCUCAGCAUAGAGAAGCAGAAAGUUCCAGAGCUGAUCCAAAUUAUUGAUGAACUCUGGAUCAGGAGGGAAGAGCAUCUGUUGGGGAAACUGGGUUUGGACUGCACUGGAAAAAGCAAAUUUCUUCCUCCUGCUGAAUUACAAAAAGUGUUUGAAAAGGAAUGGAGCAGAAUCGAAAUAGGCCUAAAGCUGAAGAAGAUGAUUCAAGAACGUACCACCCAAACAAGCAGGGGAGGCAGUAUGGAAACCCCUCUCUAUGGGGGAAACACACUCUGUGAAUCAGGGAGUUCGGUAGAAGCGGCUGACUCCACAGAGGAAGAGGGGAAUGCUCUUAAGGAAGCAGCCAGCAAGACACAGACCCAGCACUGGAUAGAGAGAGAGGAUGCUGUUUUUGAAAAGGAGUGGGAUAGGAGAGAAUGGGAGAUGUACCUGCACUUCAAAAGGAUGAUUCAGGACUGUGCCACCUUGCCUGUGAGGGGAGCAGCAAGUAAUUCAUUGGUCCUUCCCAACAUGAGGGAAGACACGUCCUCUGAACCAGAGACCUCUCGUCUUGCAAAGACAUGUAUGAAGGUGUGUGACUGGAUGAGUGAAAAGCAUUCUGGGAAUUCUGCUGCUGCAUCUGGAUAUGAAACAAAUUCUGAAAUGAGCAACACAGAGACCUCUGACAUCACAGGAAGAGACGAGGAACUGGGACACUGUGGGGCUGCUGAUACUUAAAACUAACCAGUGUGAUAUAGUAUCAGUCUCUAUACUGCAUUAACACUGACCAGUGUAAUAAUCCAUCAGUCUCUAUACUGCAUUAACACUGACCAGUGUAAUAAUCCAUCAGUCUCUAUACUGCAUUAACACUGACCAGUGUAAUAUAGCACCAGUCUCUAUACUGCAUUAACACUGACCAGUGUAAUAUAGC
Anguilla rostrata (American eel) is the source of this 5241-nucleotide messenger RNA. RefSeq lists its product as uncharacterized. Bases 864 to 5048 code for a protein of 1394 amino acids. The transcript has 9 exons. Gene Ontology annotation, molecular function: GTP binding. Lineage: Eukaryota; Metazoa; Chordata; Actinopteri; Anguilliformes; Anguillidae. The record is from RefSeq and is a predicted model, not a curated record.